Molecule: messenger RNA, 1858 nt
Organism: Mycena citricolor
Lineage: Eukaryota; Fungi; Basidiomycota; Agaricomycetes; Agaricales; Mycenaceae
Source: the annotation of a GenBank genome assembly
AUGAUGUGCAGUGAUUCGAAUCACGUCGUAUGUAAGCCGGUCGAGAAUGGGAAUCUGGUCCCGAAAGAAGGUCUCGCCCGACAGUAUGGAAAGUUCGCUGUUCUGUCUGUUCGGCGAGAUGGACGGGAGCUUCCCACCGAGACGGCGUCACUUCUAGUUCCGGGUGAAGCGGAUGCUUGGAGGACGCUCUGCUGCGCCCUAGGAGACUUUACGUCUGCGGAUUAUCCUCCCGUGCCGCUCGUUGUUUGGCUCGUGCCGCCGUGUUUGCCGCGAAUCCUUCCCUGCUCCCUCCUCCAGCACCGCACCACCCGCCCUACGAAAUCGAUGGAUCUCGAGUUCACCCUUGACACAGACCACCGGUGCGCCGCUCCUCCACUCUCUCGUUCCCGCAGUCGCUCACAGGCCAGCGCGUCCAUCCAGCAAACGCAGGAGGAACCGGACCACCCAGAGCUGCCUCAACUGCCACACCUCCAAACGCAAGUGCGACAGGAAGCGCCCGUGUCAGCGACCGGGCUGUGCGUGUACGAAAUCGACGAUCCCGCUCUCAGGCGAGUAGAUUCUCGGAAAGAAAUGGGAUGGUACCUUAACAGGCUGCGCAGGGACGACCCCACCCUGGAUGAAAACACGCGUCUGCGCAAUCGAAUCGCGGAGCUCGAGAGUCUGGUGCGAGAACUACGAGGCAAGCCACAUCCUCGUUGGGCAGACAGCAACUUCCGUGACGGCGACCCCAACGAAAAGUGGCACUCGCGCGCGACCAAGUGCACGCCCAUCCCCAAGCGCCGCCAGUCGCCUGAUCUGGCGCAUCCGUCCUCGACAUCCGAUACCACCGCGCGCGGCGCACCGGGGCUGCUGCCGCCCAUCAAGACCGAGAUGAACAACGACCCGGCGUCGAAUCUGUAUCGCUUCACUGCGUCGCCCGCGCCGCGGUACUACGAUUACGCCGAUGAGACGUAUAGUGGCGGCGGGGAGGCGUACUCGCCCUCCGCGGGACGACGGGGAAGCGUUGCCGGCGGGUACUGCAACUGCCGAACGAGCCAAGGGAUGGCACAUGCAUAUCUGGGCCUAUCACAGCAGCUGCAGAGCACGCUCGCAGCCGCGCGGACGUACUCUGCGCAUCCACCGGGGACGCCCUGCAUUCUGUACCGGCGGAUUUCGGACCUGACGAGCUUGUUGCAGGGCUCCGAUCCAUCCGAUUCCGCCGGAGUGGGGUACGACUCUGGGACGCCCACGGACGGGGGCAGCGACGUGCUGUCGCCGUUGUCGGUCUCGGCGCCGACGUCGGCGUCGUCGUUCCACGGCAGCAACGGGUCUCCGCCGUUCCACACGUCGGCGACGAACAACUCCGGAGGCGGAGGGGGAUCCCCGAACAGCGCGUUCCACGGCAGCGGAGGCAGCGGAUCUCCUGCAGCGUUUCACUCGCCCCAUCUGCACCAUUCUGUGGGGCCGGCUGGGCCCGCGUCGCCUGCGACCGAAUGGAGCACGCCGUACCCGUCGUACUUCACGCCCGACGUCGGCAGCGGGAUGCAUCUCCCCCUGCCGCCGAUGUACAACCAUGUCAUGACCUAAGUGCAAUGCCUGUCCGGUGUGGAUGAUUGCUCGAAUGGAACCUGUGACGAACCAUCCAUCUAUUACGACCUGCUCUUCGCUUGGAACUGGAGUCCCCAUCUUUUCUUAGCUGUACUCUCACACUGUUUUUAGGAUAUGUACACUAGUAGAUAUCUAUGCUCUGCACGGACCACAGCUGCUACUCAUCAUCAUCCCCUCCUUUAAUAAUCAUAUUCACCGGAUGAAACCACUCCAAGCCAAGCGCAGGAUAUCAUAUCACGUGAUCCUCAUAUGCACUCGCUGGUAGUCGCCA